AAGCGAGCCGUGCCAGCCGGAACAACUCUCCCGCCGAUGUCGUAGAAGAAAAAGAAAGCUUACAAAUGGCCAUCUACCUCGUGUAUAUCCUAUCGAAUUAACCUAUCACGAUGUCGUCGGUCUAUCGCUUUGCAUACCGGUGGCUUUUCAUAGGUCUUUUAUCCGAGUCCCGUUGCUCGGCGAGAUUAAAGAAUUAUGAAACACGUUCUUUAAUAAUCAACGAGAUUCUCCGGAAGGUCGGGCUUAACUCAUACCUGUUUGGGCGAUUUAAAGAUUCCAUAGGAGCUUCUAAGGGUGGAUCUAAGGUCCUCGAUCUACGAGAUUGCGUACAGAGAUGCAUGACGUCGGUAAACGAGUCUAGAUCCCAGGACAUAGAAUACUAAACCCCGGUUUCCACCCGCACUACGACGCAGUUAGAGCUUAUCCCGCAGUGGAUUUCGUAUCAUCCUUUCUGCCUUUCCAAUCAAG
This is a messenger RNA of Annulohypoxylon truncatum, 468 nucleotides long. RefSeq lists its product as uncharacterized. Bases 111 to 383 code for a protein of 90 amino acids. The record is from RefSeq and is a predicted model, not a curated record. The transcript has 2 exons. NCBI's taxonomy places the organism in Eukaryota, Fungi, Ascomycota, Sordariomycetes, Xylariales, Hypoxylaceae.